ACACUCGUCUCCCCAGUCCCCGCACGCUGGCCGCGGCUCCAACCACAGCGGGAGCGAGCACACGCGCGCGCUCCAAUAUCCAUGGACGCCUGCUGCCUCGUCCGCCGGCAUCUUCACCCACCGCUGCAGCUUCCGCCCCUCCAGCGUCUGACUCUCGGCCGCCGCUGCCGCCACCGCAGCGUCACCAUCGCCGUCGCCUUCUGCUCGACCGCGCCGGACCACCACCGUGAGCGGCCGUGGGAGUCCUACGACCGCGACAUCCAGCCCCACGCGGGCUCCGAUCUGGCCCGCUCGCUCCAGCUCCUCGCGGACAUGCAGGCCGCCGGGAUGCGCCCCAGCGCCGCCGCCUACGCGCGCCUCAUCCGCGCGCUGGCCCGCGCCGGGCGCGCGCUCGAGGCCGAGGCGCUCCUCCUCGAGAUGCGCCACCUCGGGCUCCGCCCGGACGCCGCGCACUACAACGCGCUCCUCGAGGGCCUCCUCGCGAGGGCCCACCUCCGCCUCGCCGACCGCCUCCUCCUCCAGAUGGCCGACGACGGGGUCGCGCGGAACCGGCGCACCUACAUGCUCCUGCUGGAUGCCUACGCCCGCGCCGGCCGCCUCGAGGACUCGUGGUGGGUCCUCGGCGAGAUGAAGCGCUGGGGGAUCCGGCUCGACACCGCCGGGUACAGCACGCUGGUGCGGCUUUACAGGGACAGUGGCAUGUGGAAGAAGGCCACCGACCUCAUCAUGGAGAUGCAGGAGGUCGGGGUGGAGCUCGACGUUAAGAUCUACAACGGCUUGAUCGAUACGUUCGGCAAGUACGGGCAGCUCGCCGAUGCGCGCAAGAUGUUUGAGAAAAUGCGUGGGCAGGGGAUCAAGCCAGAUAUUGAAACGUGGAACGCUUUGAUUCGAUGGCACUGUCGGGUUGGGAACAUGAAGCGUGCCCUGCGAUUCCUUGCUGCUAUGCAGGAGGAAGGUAUGUACCCAGACCCAAAGAUCUUCAUUACGAUCAUCAACAGGUUGGGGGAGCAAGGGAAGUGGGAUGAGCUCAAAGAGCUGUUUGAUAAAAUGAGGAAUCGAGGGUUCAAGGAGAGUGGUGCAAUAUAUGCAGUUUUGGUCGACAUUUACGGUCAGUAUGGACAUUUUCGCGAUGCCCAGGAAUGUGUAGCUGCUCUUAAGGCUGAAAACCUGCAGCUUUCUCCUAGCAUCUUCUGUGUCCUGGCGAACGCAUAUGCUCAACAGGGUUUGUGUGAACAAACUGUAAGUGUUCUUCAAUUGAUGGAGGCAGAAGGAAUUGAACCAAAUCUUGUUAUGUUGAAUUUGUUAAUCAAUGCUUUUAGUACGGCCGGAAGGCACUUGGAGGCUCAAGCUGUAUUCCAGCAUAUCAAGGACAGUGGUAUGAGCCCAGAUGUUGUGACUUACACUACUCUAAUGAAGGCUUUCAUGAGAGUAAAAAGAUAUGAGAAGGUUUCAGAAGUAUAUAGUGAAAUGGAGCGUGCUGGUUGUACCCCGGAUAGAAAAGCUAGGGAAAUGUUGCAUGACGCAUCUGUUACAAUGGAACAAAUGGGAUGUUAUUGAAAUUGGAACUCCAGCAGCUCUGAAGUGGCUCCUCUGUUAAUGUCUAUAACUACAAAAGCCCCUACUUUGCUAGCACAUGCUUGAGGAUCUCUUGUAAAAGUAAAAUAACAUGAGACAACAGUUACUUGGCACACAGAAAGUUCUAGUCCACGUGCUGUGUUUGGUGGAGACCGAAAGAAUCUCCUCUGGCAUUUUCUCCACUGGAGAUCAUCUGUUGUGGAAUAAGAAUGGGGCCAGCAAGCACAAGAUUCAGAACGACUGUGAUUGCUCCUCAGUUUUAGGUAGAUUGGAGUUCUGAGGUCGGGCAUAAGUUCAUAUCAUUCGGCGCCUGCAUAUUUUUGGCUCGGCGAUGCAGUUCAGAUUUCAUAGUCAAGGAAACAGUUAAAGGAGACUUCCGGGGAUCUGGACAAGGAAAAAGAUGGUCAAGUGUAUCAUAAGUUUGGAAUUCCAUUCAUUGCCCUCUUCCUGAACCACACUGCAUCGUGGUGGUUUUCAGAAUAUUAGGUGUACUGAGCAUUGACUUGUAUGCAUAUCAGGAUAGCUUAUGAAAACAAUCAUCUUCUGAAGUAGACAACUUAGAUGAUUCUCUCUAACCAUUUUCAUACAGCUACUUUUUUUUGUCUUCACUUUACAUUCCCUCUGCUUCGGCCCGACUGUAAACUCAACAUAGGAUCAAAUAAUUAGGUUAAGUGUCACUGUCCCUGCGUUUGUCUGUGUGCCGCAAUCUCUAGAAUUCUCCCCAGUAUUAUUCUUACGCCCAACUUGUACUUCUACUCCUGAAUUGGCAGAUUAUAUAUUUGUCGAGCUCUGUACGUACCUUGGUGCAUGUAAUGGUGGCUAUGGUUUGUAAUUUUAGACAUAACUCUUAGUGAAAAACAAGAACAGAGGAUCCAACAUUUCCAUA
Hordeum vulgare subsp. vulgare (domesticated barley) is the source of this 2461-nucleotide messenger RNA. RefSeq names its product pentatricopeptide repeat-containing protein At5g42310, chloroplastic-like. Gene Ontology annotation, molecular function: protein binding. The record is from RefSeq and is a predicted model, not a curated record. The coding region runs from base 82 to 1557 and encodes 491 amino acids. Lineage: Eukaryota; Viridiplantae; Streptophyta; Magnoliopsida; Poales; Poaceae. The transcript is spliced from 7 exons.